AUGGUGAAGCUGAGCAAAGAGGCCAAGCAGAGGCUGCAGCAGCUUUUCAAGGGAGGACAAUUUGCCAUCCGCUGGGGUUUUAUUCCUCUCGUGAUUUACCUGGGAUUUAAGAGGGGUGCAGAUCCUGGAAUGCCUGAACCAACUGUUUUGAGCUUACUUUGGGGAUAA
This is a messenger RNA of Rangifer tarandus platyrhynchus (Svalbard reindeer), 168 nucleotides long. NCBI's taxonomy places the organism in Eukaryota, Metazoa, Chordata, Mammalia, Artiodactyla, Cervidae. The record is from the annotation of a GenBank genome assembly.